UCUACCAGUCAUUCUAUUAAAACAAACGAAAUAAAAUUAUUACCAAAUUAUUUAGUAGCUUUUUUAAAAUUUUUUUUUUUAAUACUAACUAAAAUGAGUGAUACAAAUCACACAGUAUUAAAUAUUAUUACAAAAAUGCUGAGGUAUCUCGGAAUUUGGUCAUUUCAUUCAACAGCACCGACAGUUUUCAGAAUAUUACAUUCAAUUAUUCGACUAUGUACUAUUAGUAUAUACGUAUUGGUACUCUUAGGCUCUGGAGUAGAUUGUCUUGAUAAUUAUAAAGAUUUAACAAAAGUUACAGAAAAUAUAUGUCUUUUCAUUGGUUCGGGUACAACAAUAGUAAAAAUUUUGAUUUUUUAUCUGCGAGAAAAUACUAUAUUGAAAUAUGUCAAGGAUGUUACUCACUCUAUUGAUGUAUUACAACAUUCAAGUGAUUCACAAGUAUUAAACGUAAUAAAGAUCACAGGACGUCAAGACAUUAAAGAGUUUUGGUUUCUCAGUAUUGUUUUAUCAAUUGCGAGUCUUAUGCGAAUUUUGGCUGGUCGUAAAAGAGAGAACGGAUUACCAUUACCUGUAUAUCAUCCAUUUGAUACAAGCGAAUCACCAAUUCAUCAAAUUUUGUAUAUUUUACAUUCAUACUGUAUAGUAUACAAUCUAACGGCCCUAUUGAUGACUGAUUACUUAAUAGUUUUAUGCAUAAAAUGGCUAACAGUUCAGUUAAGAAUCAUAGCAUCAAACUAUCAAAACUGCGAUAGCAAUUUAGUUGAAAGAUCCGGUUUCAAUUCAACUUCCCUCGACUCAAAAACUUUAGAUAAUCAAGAAAAUAUACACACAGAUAUUAAUGAUAUCGAAAUAAAAACUUUUGUACCAUUUGAACAAGUACAUCAAGAUCAUAAUAAUAAUGAUGAUUUUAAUGAUUGUUUCAAUGAAAGAUUCAAGAUAUGUGUAAAACAGCAUCAAAAAAUAAUAAAAAUUGUUGACGAACUUAAUGCCACUUUUAGUGUUUAUAUGCUUAUGCAAGUUGCCAUAAGUACUGGUCUACUAUGUUUUAAUGGUUUCCAAGUGAUUGUCGGCAAAGAUAGCUCGGUUGUUAUAAAAUUUUUUUUAGGCUUAGUCAUAGCUUUAAUUCAACUACUAUUCUGGUGCUGGUACGGAAAUAACUUUGUUUCCAUGGCUGACUCAUUAACAAAUUGCCAAUGGUUUUCUGGAUGGGAAAAUUCAUAUAACGGUAGUUUAAAAAAUCUUUUGACUAUUUCAAUGAUUCAGAGCUUGCGACCUCUCGAAUUUCAUGCGAUUGGUCUUUUUAGAUUCACCAUACCAACAUUCCUCGAUAUAAUCAGAAAAUCAUAUUCUGUCUUUAUACUCUUGAAGCAAACCGUUACUACCGAUUAGUAAUGUAUUAAUUUAAAUUAAUUAUUUUUAUUAACUUAUAAUCUGUGUGAUUUGGAAUUGUUUGGGUUAACAAUUAAUUGAGGAAAGUAUGUAAUUAUGUAUUAUUGAAACAAAAAAUCAGCAGUAGAGUGAAAUAUUGAGAAAAUUAUUAUAUUUUUAACCGGAAAAAGUGAUUACACUACAAGUCGUAAGGCCAAGAGUGUUUUUGUUUUUUAAGUUGCGAAGAUUCAAGAAAAGUCAUUAGUUAUAUAGUGAAAUAAUGAUUUUCAUCAACCUGGUAGAAAUUUUUCCAGACCUGCCCCAUUACAAAUCAGCCCCCAUUUAAGGCAUAGCUAAUACUUGAAUGGGUUUACAAAUAACUAGAAAAACCAAAAAAACAUUACAGCCCGGUUAGGAAUUUGACCGAGUGCCCGCUAUCCGGGUACCCGGGUCAAAAAUAAAACUUGAUUCAGGCUCGCUUCGCCUUAUUUUCUUUUGAAGUUAUCGAUUUGCCGACGAUUUUUUGAUAAGAUCUCGAGUAUUUCGACUUAAAUUUAAUUUUUUUCAACUAUUUGAACUUUUUUCAUCUUAGUUUCAACUUAUUCGUCUUUACUUUGAGCCCGAUAGUCAUUCACAUUACUUUUGACUUGCUAAACCAAGUCGAAAAAAAGUCAUUUAUUCGCCUUACUUUCGCCUUAAUAUAUAAAAAUUAUUUCACCUCAGUUCUGACUUUUUCCACUUAUAAUUUAAGUCGAAUAAGUCUACAUCAAGUCAGUUUCGACUUGAUUUAGACUUUUUCGCCGCACAUUUUAAGUCGAAUAAGUCUAAACCAAGUCAAUUUCACCUUGAUUUCAACUUUUUCGUUUUAAAUCGUGACUAAGUAAGCCAGUUCAGUCUGAACCAAGGCGAAAACUUAAUAUAUUUCAUACCUCCGUAAAAAAAGUCGAGUUUGUCUUGUGAAAAACGGCUCCAAAUUUCGACUUGGUAAACCAAGUCUUAAUCAAGUUUUUUUUGACCCGGGUAUCGUUGAAUAUUCAGAUGCCUGUCCAGGCGCUUAAUUUAAAUUUCUAUCAGGGUAAAAUAGUAUAGUACUCAUUUAUAACCAUAAAUAUAAUAAAUGAACGUCAUGAUGCACAAAUUUAAUAAUCCAAAAAUAUCCCAAGUCAUGAUAAUUUCAAAUUACACAGACAUUAUCAGCUUCAAUAGAGAUAUAGGGUAGAGGUACCGUUUUUGGCCAGUUUUGGACACUUAAAAAAUUUAAACAAAAUAUUUUAUGAAAGACACAAUGACAUAAUUCAUUUGAAAAAUGUAUUCAAAGAUACUUUCAGUCCAUUAUAAAGAUGGAAAUUUUAUUUGAGACUUUUUCAUUAAUUAAAGUAAAGUAUUAAAUGUCCAAAAAUAGAGCAGUGGCCACAAAUGGUACUUCUACCCUAUGCUCGACAUACGUGCCAACAAAUAAAAAUAUAAUCAUUGAUGUCAAUUGUUAAAUACUUGUCUUUUAUAUGUUUAUAAUAAAACAUCUUCAGCACUUUCAUUAUCACGACUACCAUUUUAUUCCUUUCAUUAUAAUAUUUUCAUAACUAGAUUUAACCAAAAACUACAACAAAAUUUCUUUAAUGAAUCAUUGAAACCACAGAAGUUCUGGUGAAAAUUAUCGACAGUUAUUUGCAUUGAAUUUGUUAUUAUUAUUAUUAGGUACUGUUACUGUCUUAGGCAGAUUUUUUAACGACAAACCAGUGGAUGACUGGAUGGGAAA
Messenger RNA from Microplitis mediator, 3127 nucleotides. RefSeq lists its product as uncharacterized. Gene Ontology annotation, molecular function: olfactory receptor activity; odorant binding. The coding region runs from base 94 to 1392 and encodes 432 amino acids. The record is from RefSeq and is a predicted model, not a curated record. Gene Ontology annotation, cellular component: plasma membrane. NCBI's taxonomy places the organism in Eukaryota, Metazoa, Arthropoda, Insecta, Hymenoptera, Braconidae. The transcript is spliced from 6 exons. Gene Ontology annotation, biological process: sensory perception of smell; detection of chemical stimulus involved in sensory perception of smell.